GGUUAGGAUAUAUCUCGGUUGUUUUUAUUUUUGUUUAUACCAAAAGAUUGAAGUGGAAACAUAUUAUACGGUUAUUUUUACUACCAAAUAUUUGUAUCCAUACAUAUUUAUCUUAAUUUAGUUUGAAUUAUUUAACUUAGUUGUAUAUUUAGCCAAAACAAGAAAAUGUGUCAAUAACAACACCAACACCAGUGAUAGCAUUUCUUGGGACAUUACAUUACCAUAUUAAUAAUGAAUGAAGGUGCUUCAACUCGAAGCUACGUCCGCAAUGAGGAAGAUGUUAAAAUUAUGAUCAAACAUGCUAAAUUAGAAGAAGAAGAUUUAAAGCCACUUUCUCAAGCAAUUUAUUUUUCAAGCAAAUUUGACGAGUAUAAACUUUUAGAGUUAAACUCUCAAAUAUUAAGUUCAUUAACUGAAGGCCAGAGAGUCGUGUUUCGGGGUUGCAAAGAUGAUAAGGCAGUUCUUUGCACAAAUGAUAAAACGUUUGAGGUGAAAGAGGCUGAGACUUCUAACUCGUUGCUUCUUUUACCAACAUUAAAGCUUGCAGUUGAUUGUGAACCUGUUUCUGAAGAUGGGAGCAGAAAGUUGGAAGAAACUGAGAUUGUGGGAGUGUUUCACACAUACCUGGAGCUUCGGCUCACCAAGCCUCGACUACGUAGACUCAGAGCAUUGUUGGAGCCGAGUAGUUACAGAGGCUCGGAACUAGAGGACAGUCUGCGAGAGUCUGGAGUGAAGUUCUACACAACACAAGACCUGCUGGAGGUUGUACAGGCCAGUGAAGAGGAACUGCUGCAUGGUUUGGCAGAACUGGGUGUUUGCCAGAUGGACGGUCAUUGGAGACUGCUGGAGUUUGAUUACCAUUUCCGAGUUCUCUCUUACUUCCUGAACCUCGUAGACUCCAACUCUUGGAAUGUGAUGUGUAUCCCCUACAAAGAGACGGUGGAUAACUUGGAAGACCUAAUGCCGAGACCAAUACUCGACCAUGUGUUUCAUCAAUAUGCGGAGAUGUCCGGGGAUAGGGAUGAUGAAGGUGAACCCUUAUACAGUUUGAAGGAAGAAAAGAUCUGCAGAUUCUUGGCAGAAGUGCUCUUGCGGUCGGCUGGAAGAUUUAAUCUUCAGGAGUUUCUACAAGCUUGGCAGGAGAGUGUGCCUGAAGGACUUAAUACUGACUUGAAGCAACUGGCUGGGAUGGCUUUGGUUGAAUUGAAUGCUAAACCUCAAGCAAUUUGGUUUUAUGCUGAAAGUGAACUCCCAGAAGACAUACAAGAAAGAAUCAAUACACUGUUUCAAGUUCGGGAAAAGUGGACUUUUGAUGAAAUACAUCCUUACAUUGAGAAAUUAACAACGGAGAAACUGAAUGCCAAUGCUCUAUUAACAAAAUUUGCAAGAGCUUCAACAAUUAAUGGUGUCCGCUACUACAGUGCAAGGCAUGGGAAGUGAAACUGCUUAUCAAGAACUUUGUUCCUCGAUUAAUUAUUUAUCAGUUUAACUGUUAAUCUUUACAAGAAAGCUGUUGGAAAAUCUUUGCAAAAUCUGUCUGUUUGGACAGAAACUAUUAAACAUCGAAGGACGUAGUUAACAAAACAAUGUAAAUACAAAUUUGUGUGUACGAGUCCUAUUGUACAAGUGAUUUGUGUUAUGUUUGCAAUAACUGAAAAAGACAAUACCCUUUUAACUUCAGGGAUUUUUCAUUGAUUAUCCACUUAAUUGUACAGGGUGUGGAAAAAAACCGAUCUAUUUUAUGUAGGGCAUUGUUCAGCAACGGGUUGUCUGGGAGUGGUGGGGUUAGAUUCGUUGGAAAGCCUACCUACACGAUGCCAUUAUCUGUGGUCUUAGAGCAGUGGUCACCUGAGCAUCGUCCGUUUGUUAUCUAGUCAUAUUUAAAAAGUAAUGAUUCACGCAUUGCAACUGAAUGGCAAUUUCAUGCAUUUAUUUUUAUUUUUUUAAAUUAGAAGACGUCGAUUCCGUCAAGAGGCACAAUCAUGUGGUGUGGGUUAUAACAUUAGAACAAUGGCUUCUGCGUUCAAAAAGAAGCUGACAAGCCGU
Molecule: messenger RNA, 2046 nt
Organism: Macrosteles quadrilineatus (aster leafhopper)
Lineage: Eukaryota; Metazoa; Arthropoda; Insecta; Hemiptera; Cicadellidae
Product: sister chromatid cohesion protein DCC1
Exons: 8
Coding region: 232-1440 (402 amino acids)
Biological process (GO): mitotic sister chromatid cohesion; maintenance of mitotic sister chromatid cohesion
Cellular component (GO): Ctf18 RFC-like complex; nucleus; chromosome, centromeric region
Source: RefSeq, a predicted model, not a curated record